AUGGCCCGGUGCCAUGCCCUCCGCCUCGCCCGCCGCUCUCUUACCUCCCUUCUGCACCACAAUUCUUAUUCAAUUGGAGUAAGACUUUACCCUCUCUCUCUUAAUAGUUUGAGGAUCGCAUAUAUCAUUGUCACUGAUUCACGUAAUGUGUUAAAGCCUGGCUUUUGGGAUAUUUUAGGCGCCAAACGGUCAAUUCAUGCCACUGCACAAUUGUCAAGAGAUUUCUAUGAUGUCCUUGGUGUUAAUAGAAAUGCCACAGCAUCUGAAAUCAAGAAAGCUUAUUACGGGCUUGCAAAGCAGUUACAUCCUGAUACUAAUAAAGAUGACCAGGAAGCUGAAAAGAAAUUUCAAGAUGUACAGAAAGCAUACGAGGUAUUAAAGGGUGAAGAAAAGCGCCAACAGUAUGAUCAGGUUGGGCAUGAAGCUUUUGAACGUGCUGGUACUGGUGAAGGUGGGUUUGAUCCAUUUGGAGGUGGCGGUGGCUUUAAUCCUUUCCAGGACAUAUUCAGAAAUGCAGAUAUUUUCAACAUAUUCAAUAGGGACAUGGGUGGAGAAGAUAUUAAGUGUAGCCUGACAAAUUUCAAUAUUGCUGUUGAACUAUCCUUUAUGGAAGCUGUCCAAGGAUGCACCAAAACACUGUCAGUCAUGACUGAUUUAACUUGUGAAACUUGUGGUGGAGCUGGUGUUCCUCCUGGAACAAAGCCUGAAACUUGUAAACGCUGUAGAGGUUCUGGCAUGGUUAUCUCACAAAAUGGUCCUUUCACACUUCAAGCUACAUGUCCAAAUUGUAAGGGAGCUGGAAAAAUUGUUUCGAACUUCUGCAAGUCCUGUCGGGGUAAGCGGGUGGUAAAAGGGCCGAAGACUGUGAAGGUGAAUAUCAUGGCAGGAGUGGACAACAAUGACACCAUUAAAAUCCCCAGAAGUGGUGGAUCGGAUCCUGAUGGAAAUCAACCAGGCGAUCUUUUUGUUAUGAUUAAGGUCAAAGAAGACCCAGUGUUCCGAAGAGAAGGGGCUGAUAUCCAUGUUGAUACAAUUUUGAGCAUCACUCAGGCAAUUUUGGGAGGAACGAUCCAGGUUCCUACACUCUCUGGGGAUGUUGUUGUUAAGGUUCGCCCUGGCACUCAACCUGGGCCGAGGAAAAAGGGGAUUAAAGUCCGAAAUUCGUUUUCAUUUGGUGAUCAAUAUGUGCACUUUAACGUUAGCAUUCCGACAAACCUGACACAGAGGCAGCGCCAAUUGAUCAAAGAAUUUGCUAAAGAAGAAGAAAGAGAAGACGAUGCUGCAGGAGCAUCGGGCUGAUACCCAAUAUCACCGUAUCUAUUAUAGUCCAAUAAAGGUGAGUUUCUAUAGUAGAUUUAGAUCUCUUAGCCAUACUGUACAUAAACAUAUUCAUGUUCAUUUUCAAAUUCAAAAUAUUUUACAAGUUA
Salvia splendens (bonfire salvia) is the source of this 1427-nucleotide messenger RNA. RefSeq names its product chaperone protein dnaJ GFA2, mitochondrial. Gene Ontology annotation, cellular component: cytoplasm. The transcript is spliced from 17 exons. Gene Ontology annotation, biological process: response to heat; protein refolding. The record is from RefSeq and is a predicted model, not a curated record. NCBI's taxonomy places the organism in Eukaryota, Viridiplantae, Streptophyta, Magnoliopsida, Lamiales, Lamiaceae. Gene Ontology annotation, molecular function: heat shock protein binding; ATP binding. Bases 1 to 1299 code for a protein of 432 amino acids.